Messenger RNA from Besnoitia besnoiti, 8154 nucleotides. RefSeq names its product chromodomain helicase DNA binding protein CHD1/SWI2/SNF2. Gene Ontology annotation, molecular function: histone binding; ATP binding; DNA binding. Gene Ontology annotation, biological process: nucleosome organization; regulation of transcription by RNA polymerase II. Bases 1 to 8154 code for a protein of 2717 amino acids. The record is from RefSeq and is a predicted model, not a curated record. Gene Ontology annotation, cellular component: chromatin; nucleus. The transcript has 19 exons. Lineage: Eukaryota; Apicomplexa; Conoidasida; Eucoccidiorida; Sarcocystidae.
AUGGAGGAGCACCCUCGCUCCUCCUGCGUUGCAGACACCCCUUGGCUAAAAAAGCAUGCUUCUUUUCUAGAGUCCUCGUCUUGUCAACCGCAAGGAGAGCUUGAGAACCCGGGGGCCGUUGGUCAGGUGGCCUUCGCAGCCUCGUCGCUGCCCGCUGCGGCGCCCACGCACCCUCCACCUUUUGCCGCGGCUUCCCCAGGCGCUCCUGCGCCUUCUGCGAGUCUGCCUCACGGGGGCGCGGUCCACGGUGAGUCAGGCGUCGCGGCGCGGGCUGCAGGCCGUCCAGCCGCUGCUCGUGAUGCCGAGUCCCUGCAGUUCCUUCACAUGAAGUGUGUCUCGCAGCAGAAUGCAUCACCUUUUGAGCACUCCAAGAUGCAGCCUGUGGUCGCGCAUGCCAGUACGUCGGGGAAUGGAGGAGUGGAGUCGGCGCCCUCGUCCAGUGGAGGCGGCGGUGUAGGCGGAGCGCCCAAGUCUGAGGAGCCGCUUGCAGCCCAGCAGCAACAACUGCUGCUCCAGCAGCGUCAUCAGUUACUUCUUCAGCAGCGCGUUCAGCAGGAUCACAUGCAGCACCAGCUUCAGCACCUGCACCAGCAGCAGCAGCGGCUGGAGAUGGCCGCAGCGGCGGCGGCGGCUCAACACGGGUCGGGGCGCGGCUCCCCACCUCAUUUCUCGUCUUGGCCUCUCUCCCAGACGGACCGCAGCGUGUACGCCGGGGGCCCUGGAGCUGUGGACGCGAUGCGCGCAGCUCCAGUCCCGUCUGGAUCGCCUCCCCCCGGGUGCUUCAACUCCUCUCGGGCGCCUGCAGCAGCGAGCCCUCCGUGGCAAGGCGCGCACUUUUUGCCCUCGCAGCCGAUGUCGCAGACAGCGCCGCACCAUCCCACCGGCCUUCCAAGUCCCGUGACGCAGCCCGGAGCCUCGACCUCCGCCGGCGGCAGUCUGGCGACGCCCGCCGAGGCUGCCGCCUGCGGGACAGGAGCGAAGAGCCUGCAGGGCGGGGGGGUAGCCUCGGAGUCGAAGGCAGCACCGGGUGGCGAUCUCGCAGCCGCGUCGCUGGGUGCGCCUUGUCGCAGCAGCGGAUCUCUGCAGCUGGGAGGUGCUUCGGGGCGGGGCGGAGGGGCGCCGCCGCCGCAGCUGCCUGCGACUGGAGACGGCCGCAGCGCCGCAGGCUCUGUGGCGCUUCCUCAGCAGAGCUCGGGAGACGAAACUCAUCCCGGCUGUGGAGGAGACGGCGGCGACGCAGCCGCCCUUGCAGCGGCGAUGCACCGUCAGAGGCAGCUCCUGCACCACCAGCAGCUCUUGCACUUCCAGCAGGCGGCGCUGGCGCAGCAGCAUGCCCACGCUGCCGGCGGCGGCGCGGUGCCUCCGCCCCAGCGCGGCCCUGCGGGAGCGCCCAACGGCGUCGGACCUGCGCUGGGAGGAUUUUUCGCCGCGGGCGGACCCGUGGGCGCGGGUGGCGCGCAGGGACUGAGCGCGGGCGGUGGCGCCGGCGCGGGCGCCUUCAGUUCACCCGCAGCGAACCCCCUGCUGUUCCAGCAGCAGUUGCUGCAGCGGCAGCUUCUCCAGCAGCAACAGCUGCUGCAGCAGCAGCAACUCGAGCAGUUGGGGCAGCAGAGCCCGUUCUUGAAUCCGCAGCAGCUUCUCCAGCUCCAGCAGCUGCACCAACGCCAAAACAUCUAUCUGCGCCAUCUGCAGCAGCAGUACCAGACGUCUUCUGCGGCCAACUACGCAGCGACGCCGCCGUCGACCCCGUACGGCUUCUCGUCGAACGCCGUCGCGCUGCCGACCGCAGCGGCUGCGGCAGCGGCUGCGGCUCUCGCAGCCUCCGCCGCGAAGGCCACGGGCCCCUCAGCGCCCAGCGCUGGGGGGGCGGUGCCUGCCGCGCCGGCUCAUUCGAGGAGGUCGGCGGCGGCGGCAGCGGCGGCGCGGAUGCGGGAGUUCGCAGCUGCGGAAAACGCAGCGACGGAUGAAGAGUUUUUUGACGCAGUGGGGGGCGGCGGGCCGCGGAGGAGUCAGCCCAAGCGCGGCGCGGAGGCGUGUGUGGGAGCGGCGCCGCGACCAGGAGGAGUAGGCAGCAGCGCGAGCUCGAGUCGCCAGCGGCGGUCGCGGCAGCAGGGCGGGGCUACGAAGAACGACGACGACGGGUACUACUACGCGUCGCACUCCAUCGCGCGGCAGACGGGAGGCGGUCUGGGCGGCGGGGCUGUAGAGGGAGGCGCGGAGGGCAGCGGCAUUCAGUUGCGCCAGCGGCGCGCGACGGCGCGCUCCACGAGAUAUGCAGAGAUGCUGGGCGAAGACGACGAGGACGACGAAGAGUACCCGGAAGAGGACGACGAUGACGACGACGAAGACAGCGCCAGAAAGCGAAGAAACCAGCAGCGAGCGGCGGCGGCGAGUCGGCGCGCGCAGCAGCUUCAACAGGGCGCGGACGCUUCCCAGCAGCAACAGCAGCAGUCCGGAGGCGUCGACAGAGUCCUCGACAGCAGAGUCAGAGACGAUGGUGUAGAAGAAUUCUUUAUCAAAUGGCUCGGGCGGUCUCACCUGCACAAUUCCUGGAUGACGUAUGAAGAGCUCAUGCCCCGUCUAGGCAUCAAAAAGGUCGACAACUUCAUCAAGCGCCGAGAGAAGAGACUGCAGGCCGCGCAGUGGAUGACGCCGGACGAGUUGGAGCAGCAAGAGAUCGAGUUGCAAAUGCAGCGCCAGAUGGAUGAGGAUGCGCUCAUCGCCGAGCGACUGCUGUGCAAAUGGCAAGAUCCGGCGACGGGCGAGUGGCUCUACAUCGUCAAGUGGCGCUCCUGCCCGUACGACCAGUGCACGCAGGAGACUGAGAAGGCGCUGAUGGAGCACAACUUUGGGCAUUUGAUCGAGGAGCUCGACGCGCGGACUGAGCGCAUCAACCGCAAAGUCACGGUUUCUAUGCAGCCCGGCGCCUUCCGCCCCAUCACCGCGACCCCGUUCGACCCGUACUUGGAGACCCCCUUCUACAUGCGCAGCGAAGUCGCGCGCGACGCCGACAGCGUGGGCGACGAGGGCGACGAAGAGGACGGUCAGGAUGACAAAGGCCAGAAGGCCGGCAAGGCUGAGGGCGAAGACGCGAAGCUGGAGGCGCAGCAGGGAACCAAUGGAGCCCAGAUUAAGGGAGAAGACGCGGCGAAGGCAGAAGAGGGCGGCGGAGGCGAGGGUCUUUUGAAGGUCGAGCAGAAGCACGAGGCCGUCAAGCUCGAGGGGGAGGGAGGAGGCGCGGCCGCGGCUGGGGAAGGCGGGGUGAAACCAGAGCUCGCGUCGGCGUCUUUGGCGUCGGCAGCAAAGGCAGGGAAGAAGCAGCAAGUCCUGCGCGACUACCAGAUGUUUGGCGUCAACUGGAUCCUGUCGCGGUUGAAGCGAGGCGUCUCGGUUCUGCUCGCCGACGAGAUGGGGCUGGGCAAGACAGUUCAGACUGUAGGCGUGACGGGUCACCUACUGUUCCGCGAGCAUUUGCUGAAGCCAAUUUUGAUUUUUGCGCCGCAGUCGACGAUUGACAACUGGAUGCGCGAGUUCCAGCGGUGGCUGCCGCAGGCGAACGCGGUCUGCUUCCACGGCAACGCGUCGGCGCGUGAGAUCAUCAAGAACUACGAGCUGCAGCGCGUGAGUCAGCAGCGGCCGUAUCCGCCAGUCUUCAAGUUCGACGUCUGCGUCACGACGCCGAGCAUUUUGAACUGCGCAACCGACGCCGAGUACCUGAAGCGCAUUCACUGGGGGCUGCUGGUCGUCGACGAAGCGCACCAGUUGAAAAACAUCAACAGCAAGCGCUUCAUCGAGCUCUCGCUCUUUCUCGUGGAUCACAAACUCUUCCUCUCGGGCACGCCACUGCACAACAACUUGGAGGAGCUGUGGAACCUGCUGCAUUUUCUGAACCCGAACAUUCACCGCGACUGCGCAGAGUUCAAGGCGCGGUAUCACUUGGUGGAGAACCACGCGGAAGUGGGCGAGCAGAAGACCGCCCAGCUGGCCGCGCUGCAGCAGGAGCUGAACGGCUUCAUUCUUCGCCGCGUGAAGAAAGACGUCGAGAAAAGCAUGCCGAAGAAGGUGGAGAGCAUUCUGCGCGUCGAAAUGUCGCCGCUGCAACUCAAGUUCUAUCGCUUGAUCCUCACCAAGAACUUUGACUUGCUCGCCAAGAAGGGGGGCGGAAACCGCAGCUCGCUUCAAAACAUCUGCAUGGAACUAAAAAAAGUCUGCAAUCACCCCUUUCUCUGCCAGUCGCCGGAUGACGAAGAAGACGGCGAAGAAUGGAGAAGACUCCUAGUCGACGGCAGCGCGAAAAUGGGCCUACUCGACAAACUUCUCAAACGCCUCAAAGAGAAGGGUCACCGCGUCCUCAUCUUCUCUCAAAUGGUCAAGAUGCUGAAUCUCCUUGCAGAAUUCCUCAAAAUGCGCGGCUACAAGCAUCAGCGCCUGGACGGCACGAUGGCGAAGGAGGUCCGGCGAAAAGCUAUGGAGCACUUCAACGCCAAAAACAGCGAAGAUUUCUGCUUUCUCCUCUCGACGAAGGCUGGAGGCCUCGGAAUCAACCUGACCAGCGCAGACACCGUCAUCAUCUUCGAUUCCGACUGGAAUCCGCAGAACGACCUCCAGGCGGAGGCGCGAGCGCACCGCAUCGGGCAGACGCGCACGGUGCAGAUUUACCGGCUGGUCACGAAGGACUCGAUUGAGCAGACGAUUUUGGAGCGAGCCAAAGCGAAGAUGGUGCUUGAUACUCUCGUCGUCCAGGGCCUGAAUCAACGGAGCUUGGAAGGGGGGGCGGGCGGCCUGGGCGCGGGCGGUUUGACUCGCGACGACUUGUCGCGGAUUCUCAAGUUCGGUGCGUCGAAGCUGUGGAAGCAGAGUCAGCCGAAGGGCUGCGAGGGCGCCGCGAACGCGGGCGAGGGCGACGAAGAGAAGGGCGAGGCGGAGAACGGCGUGGAGAAGGAGCAGAAGGAAGUCGAUCUCGACUUGAUUCUGGCUGAGGCAGAAGUGACGGUCACGGAGGCCGGGGCUGGCGGCGGACAGGGCGGCCUCGCCGACAGCCUUCUGAGCAGCUACCAGAACAUCCAGGAGUUCAAGUACGAGCCGACGGCGACCAAGUCGAGCAAAGGAGGUGGUGGUCGCCGCGGCGGCGCAGCGGCCUCCUGGGUCGCGGGGGACGACGACGCGGAAGCCAUGAACGACGCGGAGUUCUGGCAAAAGUGCAUCCCGCAGGAAGACCGCCUCAAGGUGAAGAAAAACAAGGAAGAAGAACUAAUCGUCUACGGGAAACGCAAGACACGAAACAACCUCUUCGGGGGCCAACUCCUCGCCGGAGACGCGUUCGCGCCCGGAGCCGAAUUCGGCGCGGGUGCCUUCGAAAGGAGCAAGAGAGGCGCAAGAGAGCUUACUCAGGACGACGUCUCAGACGUCUCCGGCUCGGGGCUGCUGGGCGCCGCGGCGUCUUUCCAGGGACUCGGCCGCGACGGAGGACUAGGCUCCGGCGCGCGCGGCAGAGGCCGCGGCUCGCGCCUCAGGCUGGUCAGCCCGACGAGUCUGACAGACAAAGAGCUGCACCGCCUAUACCGCGCAAUGCUCAAGUACGGGUCGCCCUCUGUCCGCGCCGACGACAUCAUUUUUGACGCGCGCUUGGAUCGCGUGGAGAAGCAGGUGGUGUUGAGCACUAGUCAGCACAUCAUGUCGCUCUGCCAGCAGCGCCUCCAAGAGGAGGUCGUCAAGCAGCAGGCAGGCCGGGGGGCGGGUCGGCGGCACCGCGGUGCGGGCGCAGAGGGCGGCGGCGAGGAAGACGACGAGGCGCGAGGCGAAGGCGCUGACGAAGACGGCGACGACGGCGAGGAGAAGGGAGCUGCGAAGGAAGGCGGUCGGCGGGAGUCGUCCUACUUUACGCGUUUGGGCGACACGCGCGUGAACGCGUUUGACCUCGUGGAGCGGCAGCACCUGCUUUCGCUUCUGCAUCGAGUCUUGUGCGACCAAAAUCCGCAAGUGGCUGAGCCCUGGAAGCUCCCCACGGGCCCAAGUCCCCUUCCGCGCGCCGCAGCGACCGCCGCCGCUGCGCCAUCGCCCCUCCGCGAGGGCGAAGACGCGGCGAGCGGCGCGAAGCCUGUAGAGGCCAAGGAGCAGCCCGAAGAGGAGAAAAAGGCGGAGGUUGCGGGCGCCGCGGGGGAGAACGAGGCCACCGCGGAGGGCAAGCCCGACGCCGCGCAGAGGGACGAGGAGAAACGCGAAGAAGACACGCGUGGAGGCGACGCCGGAGAGGAAGAAACGAAGGAAGGCGGAGGGGGGGGAGGCACGCUGCGGCGAGAAUCGAACGCAUCAUCCGCGAGGAGAUUCAUGGGCAGGGCUACAUCAAGGGCUCGACUUGAUCUCCCUUCGCGCGUCAUGUCGCGACUGAAGAACUGGAGCGCGCGAGAUGUGCAGAAGUGGGGUGAGGAGGAGGACCGAAAUCUUCUCAUUGGAGCCUACAAGUACGGCUUCGGCGCCUGGAUGGACGUGUGCAACGACCCAAAUCUGGAGUUGCCUCAGAUUCGGCAGAUUAAGUUUGACAAACUUAAGAUGCGUGCGCUGCGGACUCUGAAGCUGCUAGAGCAAGAGCUGCAGCAGGAAGCGGGCAAGCGACGGCGGCCGCGGCUGCCGCAGAGAGGGAAUCCUGAUCGCCACCAGGCGUCGUCUGCGUUGUCAGGGUCUUCUCCGCGAGCCGCGCUGGGCGGCGACGAGGGAUCUCCAGAGGGCGGGACGAUGAAGUCUGUCUCGGCGGGUGACGAGGGCGCGCCGCAGGCUGGAGAGAAGUGCGACGCAGCAGCGGGCGCUGCCGGCGGCGACGCCCUCGACGCGACAGGCACCGGCAUCCGGUUGAAUCUGCUGGGCGGAGACGCGCAGGCGAGAAGUCGAGACGAUGACGACGACGAUGACGACGACGACGACGAGCGACCGAAGAAGAGGACGAAGACCGACAAGGUUGGGCAUGCCGCGGGAGGCGACGAGGAUCCUCGGAAGAAGAAAAGGAAAAAAUCGAAGGAAAUCAACGUUGCGGUCCUGGCUACGGUUCAAGGGGAAGACCUUCGUCGGGCGUGCAAGAAACUGCUGCGCGACGUGAAAAAGAAGCUGAAAAGUCUGAAAAAACUGAAGAAAGACGGCUCAGGAAGCGAGAACUGUGGUGACGCCGCCACCUGUCCUCCGGCUCCCACACUCGAGAGCCUGCUGCCACUCCUGUUGCCCGUCGGCGAGGCAAUUCAAGGAGUUCUGCGUAGUCUGAAGGAGCAGGGCCAAACUGAGAGUCUCUGUGCGCACAUCGCUGGCGGCUGUUGGCAAUACGUUGCUUCGUUGACGGCGUAUUCGGCGGCGCAGCUGAGGGAGGCGUAUGAGUCGGUCGCGCGAAGCCAGGCGAGUCUGGGCGCCUCGCUGUCUUCCCCGCGAGGAAUUGCAGGCAACGCCUCUCCGUCGUGUUCGCUGCAGUCGCGGCUGUCUGUGGCGUUUUCUCUCGCUGGAGAAGGGAGCCAAAGCGAGCUCGUAGCAUCCGCGUCUUCGCUGCGACCUCGCUCGCCUUCCUCGCCAGAAAACACAGAGGAGAAAACUCUGGGUUUCUUUGCAUCGGCUGCGCCCAGCGAGGCUCCGCGAGGCCAGGCCCCGCGUUCAGAGGAGGGCUGCGCCGCUGCGGAGGCUGAGGCGUCAGCUGCAAGCGGCCUGCAUCGACUCGCUUCAGCUCCCCUGGCGGCAUCCGCGCUCGAGGGUGCGACGGAGGCUGGAGCUGGCUUCGCGAAGAGCUUCCUCCGCGGCGCGGAGCCCGACGCAGCGGCGAGGGAGAUCGCCCACUCGACGUCGGCGUCGUCGUCUGUCUCUGCGGCGUCGCUCCCGCUGGUUUCGCAUCCAGGGGUCGGGGGGGAGGCGGACGCAGAGACGGAGGAGGCUGCAGAGGCAUCACGUUUCGAGGCGGGUCGCGAAGAAGGCGCAGAGCGAGGGGCGUCUGCAGCCGCCGCACCAAGCCUCUCGGGCAUUUUUGUGAGGGAGAGUAGCGACCAGAAAAGCAGCAUAGGCACGCUCACGCCUUCGCCAGAAAGGUCGCCAGCCGCGUUCGCUUCGCCGAUCUGUGGGAACGCAUCCAGUGCGUCGUUCUCCGCAGACCAAGCUGUCGGCAGUGGGGAAGCAGCGGACGCAAGCUAA